UCAACCAAGACCAAUCGAAACUAGGUGUUGAUAAGAAAUGGAGGGGAAAUUUGCUUGUGGUCCUGCGUGCGUGGUCAUAAGCUUCGUUUUGAAAAAAGGAAAACACAGUAAAUUUGCGGACUGUGUGUAUGACUAACUGAAAAAAAAAAUAUAAAAAGAACUCACACAAUUUCUAAAUUGUCUCUACAAAAUAAAUCUGUAUCUCUGAAUAAUGUCACAAUGUGACUGAACUUUAUACCAACUAAAUCUGAACUAGGCUAACUUGAAUGUGGAUUGGAGAGGUAACGUGUUUGAGGUGCUGUAUGCGUUCUUAUCGAUACGAAAACACAAAUACUUAGCGAACAGUGCGUUAUUACCAGCUGUUGGAGCCACAAAGUUGAUGGGUUUUUCCAUUUCAAAUGAAACACAAGCAUAUUUCCCCUCGAAUCCUUAGUAGUUUAAAUUCAGACGGUAUGAAAAUUAGGCGUAUUUCCAAAUUGUCACGUUCUUAAAACAUCAUAAAAAAGCAGCUGCAAUUGUUAUUUUUGUUUUUGAGCUGUUAAUUUGAGUUAAAAGUGCGGUUUAAGAUUCAUAAAUAGUGUAUGUGCAAGGAUAGAAAAGUACCAAAGCUCAAGUCCGAUUUGUGGAAAAUCAAUACUUUCUGUCUAAAAACAACAUAUAAGAGAAAAUAUUUUCAUUUGGAGUUAGCACCGCAAGAGGGUGGAAUCAAGAAAAGUUGAAAUUCACAAUGCCAAUCACGUGUCAAAUAAAUUUUGAGAACAAUCCACAGAAGAUUGUUUACUCUGGUCGAAAAUUACACAUAACAGUGCGAUUAAAAUUGACAGAGGUGUUAAAAGUUCGUUGUAUUUACAUUCGUUUGCGUGGAAUGGCGCAUGUACGAUUUGUUGUAGACGAUUGCAUGUGCGUUUCAUCAUAUGGUAAAUCCGGACACUAUGAAGCCGAUGAGAGUGUCUUAGAUAUGAGAAAAUGCUUAGUAGGCAGAAACGGCAAAAAUCAAGUAUUACCGGUGGGUACACAUGAUUUCAGUUUCGCAUAUACCUUACCCAGUGAUUUACCAUCAACGUUUUCAAGCGAUCAUGGUGAUAUAAGUUACACUGCGAAUGUUGUUGUUCACAAACCCAUAUGGCUUAAAUUGAAAUCGGAAAAGAUAUGUGAAGAGAAAUUUACCGUUUUCAAAACACUUAAUUUGAAUGAUUAUCCGGCAUUACGAGCGCCAUUGUCAUAUCCUGAAACAAAUACAAAUUGGUUGUCCCCUCAUAUUCCAAUGGGAAAAAGGGCUAUAUCAGUUGAUUUGUCAGCCGGCGGAUAUGUUCAGGGUCAAAGUAUUCAUAUUCAGGUUUCAAUCAACAACGAAUCUCCCUCUCCAUUACUGCAUUUCGUCGUUUCUCUUAUAAGAAAAACCAUCUACAAAAACUCUGCGUACAGUGUUCAUCAUAAAAUCAAGUAUGAAACUGUACUAAAACAGAGUUUUCCCAAUUGGAAAUGUGAAAGUCAGACGAAUGAGGUGUUUCCUGUUGAAAGUAUCGAAGUACCAGCGUUGAUUCCACCAACAGAUACUGAAACGUGUAAAGUCAUCAAAAUUAGUUACUUUAUUGCCAUAAAAGGCUUUAGAGACUCCGGAGAUCUCAACCAGAGAGAGGCUGAUAUUUCACUUGAUUUACCGAUUACGAUAGGAACUAUACCAUUUGGCUACGGCAUAUCACCCAUGAUCGUCCUCCCUCAGACAAGUACCAAUCCCAGUGCUCCAUCUAUUGCUCUCACGCAUGAUAUUUCACCAUCGGAACCUGUGCAAAUGGAACCAUCAUCUCCAGCAUUUCCAUAUGAUGAUAUCGUAUCGAUUCGAACAUACACCAGCACACCACCUCCAUUCCCUGACGAUGAUUUUGAUCUUCCAACCUACGAAGAUGCUUUACUAAUGGAUGAAGAAAUCGACAUCAAUCUACAUAGUAUUGAAGACUCACUUGCCAAAUUACAAGUCGAAUUGAAAAAUUGAACAAUUGAACGUGCGUGAUAAGGAUACGGUGAGAGCGAAUGUUGUGGCCCAGCUAAAGAACCUUAACCAUUCAAAAAGUUCUUCUACACUAUUUUGUACACACCGUCUCCACUUGCAUUUAGUUCUCAUUACAUUAGAUACACGUUGACCGUUGAAAUCCAAUGGAAGUGGAGAAUAGUUGAAAGCUGCCGCUUAUUCCUUAUUCGUGUCUCUAGAAGGAUCUGCAUUUUGGAAUUUGGAAUUUGGGUAAAUAAACUCAUUACAAAUCCAAGAUUUAAAAAAAAAGAUUACUUAUUUUUCAGUGAUACACUCGAUUUUAUGUAAUUUUGGUGUAAUAAAUAUGUUUUUUCUACAUGUUUCAUUGUCUUCCUUUCUAUCUUGAUUGAAUGAAAUUUCUUGAACUAUUCAUAUUGAAAUCAGAAAGGAAUGUAUUUUCUUUGUUAUAUGAAAAAUAGAUUCGACCUUUAACUGAAUAAAA
Messenger RNA from Sitodiplosis mosellana (orange wheat blossom midge), 2471 nucleotides. RefSeq names its product arrestin domain-containing protein 17-like. Gene Ontology annotation, biological process: protein transport. The coding region runs from base 728 to 1993 and encodes 421 amino acids. The record is from RefSeq and is a predicted model, not a curated record. The transcript is spliced from 6 exons. Gene Ontology annotation, cellular component: cytoplasm. Lineage: Eukaryota; Metazoa; Arthropoda; Insecta; Diptera; Cecidomyiidae.